GUGAGUUUUUCCAUCAUCGCCGGCUUCCCUCUGUGGGAAAGGAACACAGAAGACUUCGGAUCUUCCAGCUCCGGGUUCCACAACCCCAACCCCAAAGGACUAGUUAGAAUUUUCACAAUCUCGCGACGCAGGCGCUGGAGCGUUGCUCGCGGUGUUCUCGCGAGACUUGGUUCUAGCCGAUCAUGUGACAAUCCAAGAUGGCGGUGCCCGGCGAGGCGGAGGAGGAGGCGACAGUUUACCUGGUAGUGAGCGGUAUCCCCUCCGUGUUGCGCUCGGCCCAUUUACGGAGCUACUUUAGCCAGUUCCGAGAAGAGCGCGGCGGUGGCUUCCUCUGUUUCCACUACCGGCAUCGGCCUGAGCGGGCCCCUCCGCAGGCCGCUCCUAACUCUGCCCUAAUUCCUACCGACCCAGCCGCUGAGGGCCAGCUUCUCUCUCAGACUUCCGCCACCGAUGUCCGGCCUCUCUCCACUCGAGACUCUACUCCAAUCCAGACCCGCACCUGCUGCUGCGUCAUCUCGGUAAGGGGGUUGGCUCAAGCUCAGAGGCUUAUUCGCAUGUACUCGGGCCGCCGGUGGCUGGAUUCUCACGGGACUUGGCUACCGGGUCGCUGUCGCAUCCGCAGACUUCGGCUACCUACGGAGGCAUCAGGUCUGGGAUCCUUUCCCUUCAAGACCCGGAAGGAACUGCAGAGUUGGAAGGCAGAGAAUGAAGCCUUCACCCUGGCUGACCUGAAGCAACUGCCAGAGCUGAACCCACCAGUGCUGAUGCCCAGUGGGAAUGUGGGGACUCCCCUGCGGGUCUUUUUGGAGUUGAUCCGGGCCUGCCGCCUACCCCCUCGGAUCAUCACCCAGCUGCAGCUCCAGUUCCCCAAGACAGGUUCCUCCCGGCGCUACGGCAAUGUGCCUUUUGAGUAUGAGGACUCAGAGACUGUGGAGCAGGAAGAGCUUGUGUAUACAGCAGAGGGUGAAGAAAUACCCCAAGGAACCUACCUGGCAGAUAUACCAGCCAGCCCCUGUGGAGAGCCUGAGGAAGAAGUGGGGAAGGAAGAGGAAGAAGAGUCUCACUCAGAUGAGGACGAUGACCGGGGUGAGGAAUGGGAACGGCAUGAAGCGCUGCAUGAGGACGUGACCGGGCAGGAGCGGACCACUGAGCAGCUCUUUGAGGAGGAGAUUGAGCUCAAGUGGGAGAAGGGUGGCUCUGGCCUGGUGUUUUAUACUGAUGCCCAGUUCUGGCAGGAGGAAGAAGGAGAUUUUGAUGAACAGACAGCCGAUGACUGGGAUGUGGACAUGAGUGUGUACUAUGACAGAGAUGGUGGAGACAAGGAUGCCCGAGACUCUGUCCAAAUGCGUCUGGAACAGAGACUCCGAGAUGGACAGGAAGAUGGCUCUGUGAUCGAACGCCAGGUGGGCACCUUUGAGCGCCACACCAAGGGCAUUGGGCGGAAGGUGAUGGAGCGGCAGGGCUGGGCUGAGGGCCAGGGCCUGGGCUGCAGGUGCUCAGGGGUGCCUGAGGCCCUGGAUAGUGAUGGCCAACACCCCAGAUGCAAGCGUGGAUUGGGGUACCAUGGAGAGAAGCUACAGCCAUUUGGGCAACUGAAGAGGCCCCGUAGAAAUGGCUUGGGGCUCAUCUCCACCAUCUAUGAGCCUCUACCCCAAGACCAGACGGAGUCACUGCUCCGCCGCCAGCCACCCACCAGCAUGAAGUUUCGGACAGACAUGGCCUUUGUGAGGGGUUCCAGUUGUGCUUCAGACAGCCCCUCAUUGCCUGACUGACCGGGUUGGGGGCUUCCUUUCAUAGCUACAUGAUGAAAACCCUCUGCCCUGGCCUCAUCUACCACUGAAGCAGAAAGGAGUCUGGGAGCAGCAGUCUUCGUGGCUGGUUCAGGGUGUUUUGUUCCGAGCCUUCCUGCCUGCCGGUUCUAUACCUCAGGGGCAUUUUUACAAAAAGCCCCCUCCCGUCCCCUCCCCUUGGAUAUUAGGGGUAACGACCGCUUGUCUUUGGUCUCUAACCCUAAUCUCUGGGCUUGCCCUUUGCCUCCUGCAGAACUUUAAAAAGCUGGGUUGAGUGAGGCUAUCAGCGCAGCCUUCCUUGGGGACUCUGAAGGUGUCCCCACGAAGGCCAGAAAGGGGGAAAGGGACCUGGGCGAGGAGAGGAUUUGUGGUGCUUGGAAGAGCCGGCCUUGGGUGGGCCCUCCACCGCCUCUACCCUCACUGGGUGGGACUGCCAGCAGAGAGUCCGCGGGAGGUGGCUUGGGUGUGCGACGUCACGGAAGAAUAAAGACGUUUACUACUGGA
Messenger RNA from Pan troglodytes (chimpanzee), 2294 nucleotides. It is a transcript of the gene GPATCH3, whose product is annotated as G-patch domain containing 3. Bases 198 to 1772 code for a protein of 524 amino acids. Gene Ontology annotation, biological process: negative regulation of RIG-I signaling pathway; positive regulation of DNA-templated transcription; negative regulation of type I interferon production. The record is from RefSeq and is a predicted model, not a curated record. Gene Ontology annotation, molecular function: nucleic acid binding. The transcript has 7 exons. Lineage: Eukaryota; Metazoa; Chordata; Mammalia; Primates; Hominidae.